This is a messenger RNA of Lodderomyces jiufengensis, 5883 nucleotides long. It is a transcript of the gene CSA1, whose product is annotated as Csa1p. The record is from RefSeq and is a predicted model, not a curated record. NCBI's taxonomy places the organism in Eukaryota, Fungi, Ascomycota, Pichiomycetes, Serinales, Debaryomycetaceae. The coding region runs from base 1 to 5883 and encodes 1960 amino acids. The transcript has a single exon.
AUGAGAUACUCAUUAUUUGUUAAUUCACUCGUUUUUGCUUCCUUUGUCUUUGCAGACGAUGAUGAUAGUUCAACAUCAACAACUGAUACCUCAUUAAUUACAACAGCACCAGAAACAACAGCAGAUAGUCCUUGGGCUACAUACCCUACUGUAGCCAAAACAGCAUCAAUUAAUGGUUUUGCUGAUAAAAUUUAUGAUCAAUUACCAGAAUGUGCUAAACCGUGUAUGUUUCAAAACACAGGAAUAACCCCUUGUCCAUAUUGGGAUACAGGAUGUUUAUGUAUUAUGCCAAUGUUUCAGGAUUUAAUUGGAUCAUGUAUAGCAGACAAUUGUUAUGGUUCAGAUGUUUUAGAUGCUAGAUCAUUAGCUACCUCGAUUUGUUCAAGUGCAGGUGUUUGGGAACCUUAUUGGAUGCCACCAGCAAGUGUUAGUUCUGCUUUAGAAGUCGCUGCUACAGCUAUACCAACCGUUGAAUCAAGUAACACAAUCUUAGAGACUCCAUCAAGCUCAAGCUUAGCAGAAACUAUUGAAGAGACAAGCUCAUCAGAAAUUAUUGAAGAAACCAGUACAUCAGAGGUCAUUGAAACUACUACUUCAUCCACAUCAGAAAUUGUUGAAGAAAGUAGUACAUCAGAAAGUAUUGAAGAAACAAGUUCAUCAUCAGAAAUUGUCGAAGAAACAACCUCAUCCACAUCGUCCACUGAUACUUCAAGCUCAUUAAUAACUACAGCACCGGAUACUACGACAACAGCAGAUAAUCCAUAUGCCACUUACCCAAGUGUACCAAGAACAGCAUCAAUCAAUGGUUUUGCUGACAGAAUUUAUGAUCAAUUACCAGAAUGUGCAAAACCAUGUAUGUUCCAAAACACAGGUAUAACACCAUGUCCAUAUUGGGAUACAGGUUGUUUAUGUAUCAUGCCAUCAUUCCAAGGAUUGGUCGGAUCAUGUAUUGCAGAAAAUUGUUUUGGUAGUGAUGUAUUAGAUGCUAGGUCAUUAGCUACUUCGAUUUGUUCUAGUGCUGGAGUUUGGGAUCCGUAUUGGAUGCCACCAGCUAGUGUUAGUUCAGCUUUAGAAAUUGCUGCAACUGCUAUACCAACCAUUGAAUCAAGUAGCACAAUUUUAGAGACUCCGUCAAGCUCAAGUUUAUCAGAAACUAUUGAAGAGACAAGCUCAUCGGAAAUUAUUGAAGAAACCAGUACAUCAGAGGUCAUUGAAACUACUACUUCAUCCACAUCAGAAAUUGUUGAAGAAACAGACUCAUCCACAUCAUCUACAGAUACUUCAAGUUCAUUAAUAACUACAGCACCAGAUACUACAACUACAGCAGAUAAUCCAUACGCUACUUACCCUAGUGUACCAAGAACAGCAUCAAUCAAUGGUUUUGCUGAUAGAAUAUAUGAUCAAUUACCAGAAUGUGCAAAACCAUGUAUGUUCCAAAACACAGGAAUAACCCCAUGUCCAUAUUGGGAUACAGGAUGUUUGUGUAUUAUGCCAUCAUUCCAAGGAUUGGUCGGAUCAUGUAUUGCUGAAAAUUGUUUUGGUAGUGAUGUAUUAGAUGCUAGGUCAUUGGCUACGUCGAUUUGUUCAAGUGCUGGUGUUUGGGAACCUUAUUGGAUGCCACCAGCAAGUGUUAGUUCAGCUUUAAGUGUGGCCGCUACAGCUAUUCCAACCACAGAGAUAAUUUCUAUAGGUUUAUCAAGUUCAAGUGUAGCAGAAGAAACUUUUUCUUCAGAAAUCACGAUUAGUGAAACAUCCAUUGAAGAAUCAUCAACUAGUACUACCGAAAUAGAAAGCACAACCUCAUUAACUGCUUUACCAACUUCACCAGUCAAUCCGGAUGAGCCUUUCACCAUUGCAGCUUCAUUACAAGGUAUUGUCUCAUUUUUCACCACUAAUGGCACAUCAAUUAAAUUAUUUAGUGGUUCAGUUGUUAAUUUCACUAUUGAAGAUGGAUUCCUUAAAGUAUCGGAGACUGAAUAUAUUCAAGUAACUCCAGAAGGAGCAUUAGUUAUUGUUAAUGAUAGAGAAGAAGCUACAUCAGGUUGGGGCAUGAAUGAAAAUCAAUUAACUUUAACAGCUACUGAAGAAACUAGAUCAUUAUUUAAACGUGAAGAUGUUCAAUUUCAAUCUUGUCCUGCUGAAGAAGGUAGUGAUGUUCAUAUAGGUGAUAACAAUGAAGGAUGUACUCCAAUUCAAGCUGCUGCCGAGAAUGUCGAUGAUCAAAGCUCAACAGAAGAAUCUACUACGACUGAUAAUACAAGCUCAACUGAUAAUGCAUCAUCUACUCAAGAAACUGCAUCGGUUGAAACUACAACUCAAGAUACAGCAAGUCAAGAAACUUCCAACACUAGUCAGGAAACUUACAGUCAAUAUACCACAAGUCUAGAAACUACAAGUGAAGAAACUACUAGUCAAGAAACUACAAGUGAAGAAACUUCAUCUACAAAUACUUCAACUCAAGAAGCAACUUCAGAGGAAAACUCAACUGAAGAUAAUAAUACCACCGAUAUUACACCUGUCACUACAACUACAUCAACAAGCGACUCUUCAUUAAUCACAACAGCACCAGAAACAACAACAGCAGAUAACCCAUAUGCUACUUACCCUAGUGUAGCAAGAACAGCAUCAAUCAAUGGUUUCGCUGACAGAAUUUAUGAUCAAUUACCAGAAUGUGCUAAACCAUGUAUGUUUCAAAACACAGGAAUAACUCCCUGUCCAUAUUGGGACACAGGAUGUUUGUGUAUCAUGCCAUCGUUCCAAGGAUUGGUUGGAUCAUGUAUUGCUGAGAAUUGUUAUGGCUCUGAAGUUUUAGAUGCUAGGUCAUUAGCUACGUCAAUUUGUUCAAGUGCAGGUGUUUGGGAACCUUAUUGGAUGCCACCAGCUAGUGUCAGUUCAUUAUUAGAAAUUGCUGCUACUGCUAUCCCAACUACAGAUAUUAGUACUACAGAAUCACCAAGUGACAUUUCAUCCAGUUUAAGCUCAUCUGAAAUUAUUGAAGAGACUGGCUCGUCAGAAAACGCUGAAGAGACCAGCACAUCAGAGAUAGUUGAAGAAUCUACAUCUAGCUCAGGCUCAUCCCAAAUUGUUGAAGAAACUACAACAAGUUCAUCUGAAGGUACUGAAGAGACUAACGCAUCAGAUAUUAGUGAAGAAACAAGUUCUACCUCAUUAGAAAACGUUGGCGAAACUUCAUCAACAUCUACAUCCACAGAUGAUCCAAGCUCAUUAAUUACCACAGCUCCAACAACAACUGAAGAUAACCCAUACGCCACUUAUCCUAGUGUAGCAAGAACAACCUCAAUCAAUGGUUUCGCUGAUAGAAUAUAUGAUCAAUUACCAGAAUGUGCUAAACCAUGUAUGUUUCAAAACACAGGAAUAACACCAUGUCCAUAUUGGGAUACUGGUUGUUUAUGCAUAAUGCCAUCAUUCCAAGGAUUGGUUGGUUCAUGUAUUGCAGAAAACUGUUUUGGUAGUGAUGUAUUAGAUGCUAGAUCAUUAGCUACUUCGAUUUGUUCAAGUGCUGGUGUUUGGGAACCUUAUUGGAUGCCACCAGCUAGUGUCAGUUCAUUAUUAGAUGUUGCUGCUACAGCUAUCCCAACUACAGAUGUUAGUACUACAGAAUCACCAAGUGACAUUUCAUCAAGUUUAAGUUCAUCUGAAAUUAUUGAAGAGACUGGUUCAUCAGAAAACGUUGAACAGACUAACUCAUCAAAUAUCAGUGAAAAUAUAAGCUCAACUUCAUUAGAAAACGUUGGAACCUCAUCUUCUACUCCAUCUACAGAUAUUUCAAGCUCAUUAAUAACUACAGCACCAGAUACUACAACCACAGCAGAUAAUCCAUACGCCACUUAUCCAAGCGUUGCAAGAACAGCCUCAAUCAAUGGGUUUGCUGAUAGAAUUUAUGAUCAAUUACCAGAAUGUGCUAAACCAUGUAUGUUUCAAAACACAGGUAUAACACCAUGUCCAUAUUGGGAUACUGGUUGUUUAUGUAUAAUGCCAUCAUUCCAAGGAUUGGUUGGAUCAUGUAUAGCAGAAAAUUGUUUUGGUAGUGAUGUUUUAGAUGCUAGAUCAUUAGCUACUUCGAUUUGUUCAAGUGCUGGAGUUUGGGAACCUUAUUGGAUGCCACCAGCCAGUGUUAGUUCAUUAUUAGAUGUUGCUGCAACUGCUGUUCCAACUACUGGUGUAAGUACCACACUUCAAUCAAGCUCGGGUCUGCCAUCAAGCUUUGAAAGCUCAUCAGAUAUUGUUGAGGAGACAAAUUCAUCAACGACAUCAAAUACUGUAGAGGAGACCAGCCCAUCAACAUCAAACAUUGUCCGAGAAACAGCUAUUUCAUCAUCUAGUACUACUGAAAGUGUAAGCUCUGAAACUGAAAGCUCAUUGCCAACUGAACCAGUAAAUCCUGGUGAAUCAUUUACUUUAUCUGUAUUAUUUAACAAUGAAAUUACAAGAUUUGAAACAAAUGGUACUCAUAUAAAAUUAUUUGAUGGUUCGUUGGCCGAAUUUGCAAUUGAAGAUGGCUUAUUACAUGUAAUUAAUUCUGGUUACAUUCAAGUUGGAUCAUUAGGUGAAUUAAUUGUUGGGGAUAUAGAGAAUUCUACUAGAGGUUGGGGUAUUGAAAAUAAUAAAUUAACUUUUGAAAUUCCAUUUGCUAAAUUAAAGAAACGUCAAGAAGAAGUUCAAUUUUAUGUUUGUCCUGCUGAAACUGGGUAUGAUGUACGUGUGAUCAAUAGUGAUGAAUGUAUUUUGGUUGAAGUGUCUGCUGGUAAUAUUAAUGUUACAGAACCAACAACUAGUGAUACAAGCUCAUCAUCAAUUGCAAAUGUAAGUACUGAAUUAAGUUCAACUAUUAUUUUGAGCAGUGUAUUAGCUUCAGAAACUGGUUUAACUGCUUCAUCUCAAUUAUUUACCAACACAACGACUGCUUCAGAAACUACGUAUCCAGAAUCAACAAUAAUCACAUCAACUGGAACAUCAACAGACGCUGAAGGAAAUGAAUCAGUUUUUACAACCACUCAAACUAUCACUGAAGUAAGUGUAUAUUGUGAAGUAUCAUCAGCAAGUUCAGUUCAGAGUGAAGCUCAUCAAAUUCAAACUAGUGCAGCUGCUGUCCAAUCAACAUUAAUUGAACACCAACAAAGCGUAGUUACAGUCAUUGUAUCAUGUGAAUCAGCUAUAUCAUCAUUAGAAUCAGUCAAAUCAUUGGCUCAGAUAGUAACCAAAACAGAAAUUAUUGCAAGUUGUGAAAGUGAAAUUAAAUCAUUAUCAUCAGUAGAAGAAGGUGCUAAACAAACUUUAGAAUCAAUAGUUAGCCAACAUGAAUCAGCAGUACAAAAAUCUGCAGCCUCAAAACAACAAUCAGCUGCAUCAGUACAAUUAAGUGCAGCCAAUAUACAACAAUCAACUGAAAUUUUAGCUAAUGCUCAAUCAGCCGUAGCUCAAGCUUCUCAAGCUAGUGUUGAAGCAUCUCAAGCUCAAAGUAUAGAAUCAGUUGUUUUGGAAACUGCUACAGCUUAUAUUACAAUCACUACCACUGCUACUCGAUCUCAUCAAACUCAAUCUGUUGCAGCUCAAAAUCAAUCUGCUCAAAGUGCUGGUUCUUUACAAAGUGAAAGUCAACAACAAGGACAACAGCAACAAGAAGCAAGUCAAACAAGUGGUCAACAAACAGUAGCAGAUAAAGGUAGACCAGCUGAAUCAUCAUUGAUCUCAAGUUCAGGCUCACAAAAUUCAGUUGCUGGUUCAGCAUCAACUUCAGCAUCAGCUAGCGCCUCCCCACAACAAUCAACUGUAUCCGAAUUCAAUAAUUCUGGUUCAAAAUCAUCUGGAUUCCAUCUCAGUUUAGUGAUUUCAAUAAUUACAAUAUUCGUUGGGUUCAUUUAG